UUUUUUUUUUUUUUUUUGUUUUUUUUUGCGAGGAAGAAAAAAACAGCGGGGCGCUUUCUUUUGUGGCAGGAACAUACUGCACUUCCAAUUACGAAAAGCGGAGAGCGGUGGAAGCGACGCUUGUUUGGUGGAUUGACACUCGCAAACCAAACAGUCAAGCUGGCAUUUACAUUCUAAUAUUGGAGUCACAGUCGGUCUCUCAUGGACUCUGUGAGCUCUGGGUUGAGUUGGCUUGUGCUCACGACCAAAAAGAAAACCCACAAUGCCGAGAUCAACAUGCCGAGAGGCACGCAAGCAUACCGAGGAUAAAGUGUUGGCGGCCCCUAAUCACGGUAUAGCAGCACAGAAGGGUUUUUCAACCAACGCAAAAAUGAUUGACCACCACCAUUUCCCUUACCUACACGAUGCUUCGCCAUGCAGAUCCCAGAGACACAAGUCCGCUCUUCAGCAUGGAGAGGGCACACUUAGGUAUCCUCCCUCGUCCGUGCCACCCGACGAUCUUGACCUUACCCGAAAUGUCAACUAUUGGCUGGUGGGAAACCCACUACCUCGCCGCACACAUGCCUACCUAUCCGGAGACGGACAUGGCACCGAAGGUAGGGCUAUGUGGUAUGAGGUUACUUUCAUGUCAUAUUGGAGGAGGAGGAGGAGGAGGAGGGGACCGGUACCGCGAGUGUUGGGCGCCAUCACCGCCCUUGCAUUCUGUUGGCAACUGCCCAGGUACCUUGUAUGGGGUAAGAUAUACCUAGGCAAGAUGGGUGGAUGGAUGGGUGGGCUGCCUUUGGUUUGUUCUUCCAAGAGAAGAAAGGGCAGCCUGAGUGUAGCCCUCAUGGGACAGGCUCGACAGGGACUACCACGGGACGAUGGCGGAUAUAAUGGCUUUGCGCUCUGGUGUGCUGUGAUCAAAGGAAUUGUGAGUGUCUCUGCCAACUCCAACAAUGCAGCCCCCAGCAGGUGUUUGCAGCUUUACAAACUUGGCAAAAAUGGUAACGACAAAGUAUUCAAGGGAGUCGGUUACCUCGCACUUGAAGAAACGAGGCCUUACGAGCCAAUCUCAGGUUAUACUGCUAAAGAGUUGGAGCUAUCCCUAGGGAGUGGUGCUGUUCUGGGGUUCCCUGCGGCUCUUCCGGGUGUCGAAUUUACAGCACGAAACAAUCGUGCCUCAUGCUAGGUUUCUUAUAUUCUCGGCAGAUUGAGAUACUGGGAAGCCAUGUUAGAAAGAUUGUUCAGUCGACAGCAGAGUGAAGAGAAAGACAGACGGGAAUAGGGACUAAGGAAUGUGGAAACUGGUGUCUUUCUCAGCCAGAGAUAGACCUGACGGCGAAUCAACAGUGAAUGCCCCGAUAAAGGAAACACACAAAUGGUACACUUGAGAACAUUCCGAUACUGGCAUAUAGGAUUGCGAUGAGGGCACAGCUCCCCGAAGGGCUAGCUUGGUCGGGUAGCCAUGCCUUUUACCGAUGCCCAACUGGAGAUGAAGCUCGACGUUGACAGUUGUAUCGUGAACAAUAAUCUGACGAUUGUUUGAGGUCAACAGUUUGUUACUUGGACAAGCGACUGGGUGGCAGAAACGUGUGGGAGCGGCGGCCGCAUGCGCAGCUUCCAAUGAGGUUCUGGAAAGCAUCAUGAAAGAUUUGUAUUGGGA
Molecule: messenger RNA, 1645 nt
Organism: Neurospora hispaniola
Lineage: Eukaryota; Fungi; Ascomycota; Sordariomycetes; Sordariales; Sordariaceae
Exons: 11
Coding region: 263-1171 (302 amino acids)
Source: RefSeq, a predicted model, not a curated record